This is a messenger RNA of Anoplophora glabripennis (Asian longhorned beetle), 539 nucleotides long. RefSeq lists its product as uncharacterized. The transcript has 2 exons. Bases 115 to 456 code for a protein of 113 amino acids. Lineage: Eukaryota; Metazoa; Arthropoda; Insecta; Coleoptera; Cerambycidae. The record is from RefSeq and is a predicted model, not a curated record.
AGAGUUCGAUUGUUAGCCGUAUAAUUAGUCGAUUUGUAGACGCUAGACUGUGCGUUAGUGCCAAUCUCAAGUUCGAAGUUUUACGUCUAUGAAAACAGAAAUUAUUUCAGCACUAUGAAAUUUCUCAUUCUCCUCUUCGUCACCUUUGCCGUGGCAGCAGAAGACGAGCUAUCAAAAUGCAAAUGUCAGAAGGGGUACUACCCGCAAAAGGACGAAUCAGGAGUGGUGAGCUGCUACGGAAGCAUCCUGAAAACCAACGAGAAAAGCAUCCUGCCCUGCAAUGUCCUAGUAAAGCCUUCGUGUAUCUGCAAGGACGACGCAACUAGUAUCGUACAGGAUGAGUCAGGGACUUGGUGCAGUAAGGUAUCUGAAGGCAAAGAGGACAAGAGGUGGCCUUGCGAGAAUAAGGAGGAUUGGGCAGCUUUUUACUCGGCGCAUCCGGAGGAGAAGCCAUAAUUUUUUAAUUGACAGUUAUUAGUGGUAGCAAUAAUGUGCCUUUCUUUAAAUAUAGUUACUUUCAAUAAAACUUUUAAACUAUC